This is a messenger RNA of Ictidomys tridecemlineatus (thirteen-lined ground squirrel), 5018 nucleotides long. Lineage: Eukaryota; Metazoa; Chordata; Mammalia; Rodentia; Sciuridae. The record is from RefSeq and is a predicted model, not a curated record.
AUGCCUUCCCCUUCCAAUUCUGAUGAGCUGAUAUUUUUUGUGAAUGGAAGAAAGGUAAUAGAGAAGAACGCUGAUCCUGAAGUCAAUCUGCUGUUUUACGUGAGGAAAAAUUUCCGUCUCACAGGUACAAAAUAUGGCUGUGGGGGAGGAGGCUGUGGCGCCUGCACGGUGAUGGUGUCCAGAUACAACCCGAAGACCAAGAAGAUCCACCAUUAUCCCGUGACAGCAUGCCUGGUGCCCAUCUGCUCUCUGUAUGGGGCCGCUGUCACCACUGUGGAAGGUGUAGGGAGCAUCAAAACCAGGAUUCAUCCCGUGCAGGAAAGACUUGCCAAGUGUCAUGGUACACAGUGUGGAUUCUGCAGCCCAGGAAUGGUGAUGUCUAUCUACACGCUGCUCAGGAACCACCCAGAGCCAACACCUGAGCAGAUAAUGGAAGCACUUGGAGGUAAUUUGUGCCGAUGUACUGGAUACCGACCAAUUAUAGAAAGUGGGAAAACUUUCUGUGUGGAAUCCAGUGUUUGUCAGCUGAAAGGAUCCGGAAAAUGUUGCAUGGAUCAAGAUGAGCAGGCUCUUGAAAACAGACAAGAAAAAAUAUGUACCAAACUGUAUGAUGAAGAUGAAUUCCAGCCAUUGGACCCAUCCCAGGAGCCUAUAUUCCCUCCUGAACUGAUAAGAAUGGCAGAAGAUCCAAAUAAGAGGAGAUUGACAUUCCAAGGGGAGAGGACUACCUGGAUCACCCCUGUAACCCUGGACGACCUUCUGGAGCUGAAAGCCAAUUUCCCAAAAGCCCCGCUUGUCAUGGGGAACACUACAGUGGGACCCGCCAUUAAGUUCAAAGAUGAAUUCCAUCCAAUUUUUAUAUCUCCACUUGGACUUCCAGAACUAUACUUUGUGACCACCACAGAUGAUGGGGUAACAAUAGGUGCAGGAUACAGCCUGGCCCAGUUGAAUGAUGCCUUACAAAUUAUUGUUUCGGAGCAACCAAAGGAGAAGACUAAGACAUUUCGCGCCCUCCUGAAGCAACUGAGGACACUUGCAGGAGCCCAGAUUAGAAACAUGGCUACUUUAGGAGGACAUGUGGCAAGCCAACCUCAUUUUUCUGACCUAAAUCCCAUUUUAGCAGCAGGAAAUGCAACCAUCAACCUGAUAUCUAAAGAAGGAGAACGGCAGAUUCCAUUAAAUGGCCCUUUCCUGGAGAGAGCACCAGAGGCCAACCUGAAAUCUGAAGAGAUUGUCUUGUCCAUUUUCAUCCCCUACUCUACACAGUGGCACUUUGUGUCGGGGCUCCGGCUGGCCCAACGGCAAGAGAAUGCCUUUGCCAUUGUCAAUGCUGGGAUGAGCGUGAAGUUUGAAGACAACACAAACACAGUCCGGGAGCUCCAGAUGUUCUUUGGAAGUGUUGGCCCCACCGUGCUCUCUGCAAGCCAAACCUGCAGACGGCUUGUUGGGAGACAGUGGGAUGACGAGAUGCUGAGUGACGCGUGCCAGUGGGUCCUGGAUGAGAUCCACAUUCCCCCAGCAGCUGAGGGUGGCAUGGUGACAUACCGGCGGACACUCAUCAUCAGCUUACUCUUCAAAUUCUACCUCAAAGUGCGGCAAGGGCUGAACAAAAUGGUAAAUGAUUUCUCUGGGUCUCUGAAGUUUCCCGAUAUCCCAGAAAAGUUCUUGAGUGCUUUAGAAGAUUUCCCCAUAGAAACACCACAAGGAAUCCAGAUGUUCCAGUGUGUGGAUCCCCACCAAUCCCCACAAGAUCCAGUUGGCCACCCAGUCAUGCACCAGUCGGCCAUUAAACAUGCCACAGGGGAAGCCAUAUUUUGUGAUGACAUGCCCCGCCUUGACCAGGAACUCUUCCUUGCUGUAGUCACCAGCACCAGAGCUCAUGCAAAGAUCAUAUCAAUUGAUACUUCAGAAGCCCUGUCACUUCCAGGUGUGGCUGAUGUAAUCACAGCAGAGGAUGUUCCAGGGGAUAAUAACCAUCACGGAGAGAUUUUUUAUGCACAGAAUGAGGUCAUUUGUGUGGGUCAGAUCGUCUGCACCGUGGCUGCCGAUACCUAUGCUCAUGCCAAAGAGGCAGCUAAAAAAGUGAAGAUCACUUACGAAGACAUAGAACCAAGGAUUAUCACAAUAGAGCAAGCCCUAGAGCACAAUUCUUUUCUUUUUUCUGAGAAAAAAAUUGAGCAAGGAGAUGUAGAGCAUGCCUUUAAGUAUGUUGACCAAAUCAUUGAAGGUGAGGUCCAUGUGGAAGGACAGGAACAUUUUUACAUGGAAACACAAACGAUCCUGGCUAUACCAAAAGCAGAAGACAAAGAGAUGGUGUUACACCUUGGAACACAGUUCCCAACACAUGUGCAGGAAUAUGUGGCUGCAGCACUCAGUGUCCCAAGAAGUAGAAUCGCCUGCCACAUGAAAAGAGCUGGAGGAGCAUUUGGAGGGAAAGUGACCAAGCCCGCUCUUCUGGGAGCCAUUAGUGCUGUGGCUGCCAAUAAGACUGGCUGCCCAAUCAGAUUCAUCCUAGAGCGAGGUGAUGAUAUGCUGAUAACCGCUGGCCGCCAUCCACUGCUUGGAAAAUACAAAAUUGGAUUCAUGAACAAUGGUGUGAUCAAAGCUGUUGAUGUCAAAUAUUACAUCAAUGGUGGAUGCACUCCUGAUGAGUCUGAGAUGGUGCUGGAGUUCAUUGUGCUGAAAUCUGAAAAUGCAUAUGACAUUCCUAAUUUCCGAUGCCAGGGCAGAGUUUGCAAAACAAAUUUGCCAUCUAACACUGCCUUUCGAGGAUUUGGCUUCCCUCAGGCCACAGUGGUAGUAGAAGCUUACAUAAAUGCUGUAGCAUCUCAAUGUAACUUACUUCCAGAAGAGGUUAAAGAAAUAAACCUGUAUAAGAGAACUAGCAAAACAGCCUACAAGCAGACAUUUAACCCUGAGCCCUUGCGAAAAUGCUGGAAAGACUGUCUGGAGAAAUCUUCAUUCUAUGCUAGGAAACAAGCUGCAGAGGAAUUUAACCAAAAAAAUUACUGGAAGAAGAGAGGGCUUUCCGUUGUCCCCAUGAAGUAUACCAUUGGAAUCCCCAUAGCCUACUACAGUCAGGCAGCUGCUUUGGUCCACAUCUAUCUAGACGGCUCUGUCCUGCUGAUUCAUGGUGGCUGUGAACUAGGACAAGGUCUGAACACCAAAAUGAUCCAGGUGGCUAGUCGAGAACUGAACAUCCCCCCAUCACACAUACACCUGUCUGAAACCAGCACCAUCACAGUGCCCAAUGCUGUCUUCACAGCUGGGUCUAUGGGGACAGACAUCAACGGAAAGGCCGUACAGAAUGCCUGCCAGAUUCUCAUGGCCCGUCUUCAGCCCAUCAUCAGAAAAAACCCUAAAGGAAAAUGGGAAGAAUGGAUUGCACAAGCUUUUGAAGAAUCCAUCAGUCUCUCAGCAACUGGAUAUUUCAAAGGCUACCAGACAAAUAUGGACUGGGAGAAGGAGGAAGGUAAUGCAUUUCCAUAUUUUGUUUAUGGAGCAUCCUGUUCUGAGGUUGAAAUUGACUGUCUGACUGGGGCUCAUAAGCUCCUUAGAACUGACAUCUUCAUGGAUGCUGCUUUCAGCAUAAACCCAGCCCUGGAUAUUGGACAGGUUGAGGGAGCAUUUAUCCAGGGCAUGGGAUUUUAUACCAUAGAGGAGCUGAAAUACUCCCCAGAAGGUGUGCUUCAUUCUCGGGGUCCGGAUGACUACAAAAUCCCCACUGUCACUGAGAUACCAGAAGAAUUUUAUGUCACUUUUGUGCAUUCCCAAAAUCCCAUUGCCAUCUAUUCAUCCAAGGGAUUGGGUGAGGCCGGAAUGUUCUUGGGGUCCUCUGUAUUGUUUGCCAUAUAUGAUGCGGUGACUGCUGCCCGUAGAGAGAGGGGGCUGAGCAAGACCUUUGCCAUAAGUAGCCCAGCAACUCCUGAAUUGAUUCGGAUGACUUGUGUGGAUCAAUUUACUGACAUGGUUCCCAGAGAUGACCCUUCAACAUUUACACCUUGGUCCAUCCGUGUAUCUUAAUCUUGUGUUUUCAAGAAAAUGAAAUAAUAUGUGAUUAAUCUUUUUUAAAAAGUCUCAAAUCAAAGCAAAAUAUAGCUUCACUUCUGAUUGUCAAAGAUAAUUUUGGCAUUUUAAAAAUAUUAUCUGUGUCUUAGGUACCUGCAUGAUUAUGUUUUAGGAUGCAAAUUUUCACCAAAAGUAUAAUGAAACUCAGAAAUAUAAAUUCUAAUUUUAGUUUUUAUUAUCCUAAAUAUCUAUAUCACCAUGAUUUUAAAACAUGGUAGAGUUUUCAUAACCUGGACAACCCAAGAGAGACUACUCAUGCUUUAUUCUUCAGAAAUCUGCUCAAAGCAGAUUUAAAUCUGUAAAAUCAUCCACACCAAAAACUAUCAGGACUGGAUUCCCCCAAUGUCUCCUAAAAAUAGCCAACGCACAUGGUAAAAACCCUGGUUUACAAUGCUUACCAUUUCCCAUGGUAUAAAUAUUCCCACAAUGGCAAAUUCCAAGCCACCACUUUAGGAAUCUAAAUGUGGAGUUGGAAAGGAAUGCUCAUAAUCAGCUCUUGUGAGUAGCUAAGGGCUAUCUCCAACACUGCAUGUCCACCACAGUCCCAAGGCUCCUGUCAGUCCCAUGUGAUCUAUUCAGAAGGGGCUUUAGGAGGAAGAAGCUACCCUGGUUUGGAUGAAGUUUGUCACCAAUGGUUCAUGUGCUGGAAACUUAGUCCCCAGUGUGGUGGUGUUGAGGUGAUAGAACCUUUAAAAGAAAGAGCCUAGCAGAAGGUUAUUGGGUCAAGACCACUAGUGUGAAGGGAUUAAUGCUGACCUCAAGGAAUGGAUUGGGUCUCAUAACAGUGGUUGAGUUUCCACAAGAGCAGAUUCCUAAGAAACUGAGCUUUGCCCUUCUUUACUUCUUGAUUCCUCUCUGGCCAUGUGAUCCUUUGCACAAGCUACCAAUAUGUGAUGUCAUCUGCCGUGUUGUGACAUAGCAGAGACCCUCACAAGAUACAAUCAUCCAGA